AUGCCGUCCCCAAACCAUCGUUCGCGCGGCUCAUUCGGUCACGCAGCUACUGGAGCUGCUCUUCGCCGAGGAGAUUUGAAGAUAUCCGAUCCGAUUCCAUUCGAUGACUCCGGAGGAAUUUAUCCCAAUCCAAACUCUGUCAUACCCACCAGAUACCCUUCUGGAUAUCGAUCAAAUGACGCCACUUGGCCGCGCAAAAGUACGGCCGCGCAGGAUUUCCAUAUGCGCCACACCAGUGAUGUCGCUCCUCAUAACGACACCCGUACGUCUGCUGGCCCAUCGAUAAUCCCCAGUUCUAUGUCGUCAAUACCCUCAAAGGCAUCUUUAAAUCAAAAGAAACCUGGAGGGCUAAGAGCAGCUCUGAAGCGUAUGUUUUCAGGAAAGCGACAACGAUCUGUACCCAAUCAGACACGUGGAUAUCAUUACAGCGACCCCGGGAGCCUCAUCCCUGUUGUAGAACAACAAGGCCGGACGCGACUGGACUCCGCUCCUCCUUUGGGGAGUGUCACACGAGGAACUGCGCUGGCGUCGCAUUCGACGCAUCGAGAAGCAGAAGUUGUCGACCAAAGCAUCCCACCUCCUCCACGGCGCGGGCGCCGAAAUACGCUCCCUAGUUUAGUCUUCAGUGACAGAGAAUCAGGACUUGUACCAGCGGUCCAUGACUGGAAAACCGCGGAAACUUCUCCGAGCAAGCGUUGGGUUAAAGAAGAUUACGUUUCUGACGGUCAAUUGAAACGUCGUUCGAGAAGCGCGGACGCGCUCAAUCAGCUUUUACGUCACAGCGGAGUGGAGCCAUCUCCUGCUCGCGAUCGAGCGGGUGAAAUAGCCUACUGGCGUCAUAGUGCCACUCAGAAUCCUGUUCCUGUGUAUAGUGGACAAUCGAUCAGUGUCGACCCCGUACAUGUCCUUGGACCGGUCAGUUCGGUGGACGAAUCUGAACGAGAGGUUUCCGUCGCGAACCAAAUGCAGAAUUUCGACUUUGGUCUUGACGGCACAAUCCCAGAUGAGAUCAGUUUGGAACAGAGGGUAAAUACUCUGGAAAUUAAGCUGUUUGAUUUCGAAUACGCCAUUGCCAAGUUGCAGGGCAACAAUAUUCCGAAACCGAUGUUGAACUCAAGACCUUUCGAUCGAGGGCCGAUACCAGGUAUCUUUCCAGACAACAAUACGAAUCUGACCUUGACUUCCGGAUCAUCACACAAUCUUGGCUCUUUCUCAUCUCCCGCUACCGAUCAUGACUUGACUUUCUUGUCUUCUCCGGGCGAAUCUCCUCCCCCUUCUCCUGAAGCGGACACAAUGUUUCGAGCUGAACGAGCUAGCAAAGCAACCACGGUCACGAUCAGACCUCUCACCGCCAAACGACAAUCACCACGCCAAUCGAGGGAGGGGUCACCAUCUUCGAUCCACAUAUCUCCCGAUAAGUUCGAGGCAUUAAUGGACAUGAUCAAAGAAGAGCAAGCCGCUCGCCAAAAGUUGGCGGCGCAGGUUGCAGAAUUACAAAAAGAAGUGGAGACCAUGAGAACUCCUGUCUAUGCGACCAUCAGAGAAACCUACCCAACUCCGAGCCCCGAGUCUACACACAAUACACCUGGUACACCUCGGACAAAGACACUACAUCGAACACAAGCAUUCCAGCUCAGCAACACUCAUGAAGUUUCACGAUUCUCGGGAACGGAUCCUGACUCGGAUAACGAGGAAGGAUUUCAAGAAGUUUACGAAACCCCACUCGAGCAGAGGGAUACAUUUGAGUCGGCUAGAGAAUCCCCACGCAUGGUCGUGAUAUAA
Molecule: messenger RNA, 1782 nt
Organism: Rhinocladiella mackenziei CBS 650.93
Lineage: Eukaryota; Fungi; Ascomycota; Eurotiomycetes; Chaetothyriales; Herpotrichiellaceae
Exons: 1
Coding region: 1-1782 (593 amino acids)
Source: RefSeq, a predicted model, not a curated record